UAACAAUAAUGAACAGUUCUCUACGAAAGAUUCAUUUGAAGCGGGAAAAGGAGUGGGUCAGCCCCGCAGAGUCGCAUCGGACGACGUCGUCUGUCGAGGGAAGUAAAAUUUGGAAGUUUUGAACAUUACAAAUAACUUUAAAAUAAUAAAAAAAUUCUGGUUUGUCGUUCACAUUUAAAAUGGCCUACGCGUUCCAGCAAAGGAAUAUAACCUGGAAAUAUCCAAAAUGAAAAUGAAUGAAGGCAGUGACUUCACGGACGUGAAUGACGCGAUUAGUACAGUAUCUUCCAUAAUUUGAUUACCUAAUCAUGGAAUACAGUUGGUAAAAUUCUAUAGUUUAAUGACAUUGCAUCAAUCGUAAAGUUCAUGUGUGUCAGUCAUGAAUGUGACUGAAAAACCCGAAAAAUUAAAUAACGUACUAAAUGCCACUGUCGGACAGCUGUAAACAUCGAAUAUUGUGCAGUCUUAUUAUUACCAUUCACGCAGUGUGCGACCUAUCGAGUUGAAUAAGUGGUAUCGAGUAUUCUCGCAUUCGUCACGCAGGCGCGUUGAAAUCCAAUAUGGCAGCUAACAUAAAUAUACCACAACCGGUUCCUUGCACGACAAUUUCGAUUCAUUAUUUGAAACCAACCUUCCAUACCCUGCAAUACAUUAUUAGUUAAUUCAGUGUUAUAAAAUCCAACUAAAGACCUGCCAUAUAUUAGGUAGGGGGUAUUCGUGCAUCUCAAAUGUACCUCACUAAGUAUUUAUCGGAAUGAAAAGUGUGAUACAGAAACAAAUGAAACACGCGAGUUGUAAGGAAACGUACAUUGUGGUGGCAGCACUGGAAACAGCUUAUUAAUUUACGGAAAGAGUCGCGAAGUUACAGUCGAUGUCACGCAAAUGAGAUCCCAUCAGAAUAAAGGAUUAACUGAAUUCUCGCAGGAUAACGAAUUACCAAGGACGUCAUUCUUGUAAUUGAUACUUACGGUAAUUCAUUACAUAAAGCAUGCUUCUAGAGGCUGCCAUAUUGUCCUCUUCUAGAUCUUUCGAACUGUUUGUUUACUGUGUGUUGUACAUUGCACAACCCCUGCUUAUUAUAACUUAAACAAUUUGGAUUCUUUAUUUCCUGAAAAUAUUUCGUCAAUUCAAACUCUUCGUGCUUUGCAGUUGAAUAACAUUGCGAAUGGGAUGACUUGCAUUCUUGGACAAUGAGAAGGACCUGCCUAUUAUGGGAAUUAUUAGCAUAUUUUCACAAGGAAAUUGGCUUUCUGUUUCUGAGAGACAUAAUUGCCGAGUGCCUCCUAUGUGGAUCGAGUCUUGUAAAGCUUAUUGAUACAUAAAUAGCGACGCUAUAUGAAGUGGAGUUCAUGUUUUGCUGGUGUUUCGUAAGGAAAUAUCUAAACGCAACAGAGAAAAAUUCCAUUUUGUGGUCGCGGGUUUUGCAAAAACAAAGACUGCUAGGAUAUCUAGAGCGGAUAACACGUGCUUGCGGCAGGUGACUCAGGGGUUGACACCCCUGCAACGGAUCGAUAAGGACGAGCCUGCGCGAACAGGUUCUGAUGCUGUGUCACACAUCGAUUCUGGAGCAGUGGACGCUGGUCAGUCGCCAUCUUGACAAGCAUGGAGGACCGAUUCACGGGACUUUAAAACAAAGGUCUGCGUCAGAAACAGAUUAAGAAAACAUGUUGGUCACAAUGAUGACACCACUGAAAUAUGGGCAGCCACCGUUAGAAUGCGGCACCAACGAGGACAGCAGUAGAAGCAGUGUAGACGAAACAAAUGACAAUGGUGAUGUGGAGCUAACAAGUCUCAACUGGCUUCAUAACCUCAAUAUCAUCCCUUCCUUUCUGCCUACACCACCUUCGUCGCCCACACCAUCUCAAACGGCACAGCUGCCUUCGCCACAAGCGCCAGUCCAAGACAAACACGCAUCCCAGGAAAGGACACAAGGACGCCCUCUGAAAGCAGGACAUAUCCUAGAGACCAUGCUGUCAGAACCCAACUUGGAGGACUACCGAAGCUCUGGGGACCAUAAGCCACCCUACUCAUACGCUGCACUGAUCUGUAUGGCCAUGGGAGCCAACAGUAACAAGAUGACACUCUCCGCCAUAUACAAGUGGAUCCGAGACAACUUCCUUUAUUACCGAAAUGCAGAUCCUAGCUGGCAGAACUCGAUACGGCACAACCUAUCUCUGAACAAAUGCUUCGUAAAAGUUCCACGCUCCAAAGAUGAGCCUGGCAAAGGAGGUUUCUGGCGAUUAGAUAUGGACCGGCUGGAAGAGGGACGGCGUAGCAAGAGACGAGGCAUCACAAACGUAACGUCCCGUAGGUGUCGGAACCGAACUUCUACCAACCGGGCAAAGAAUUCCUCAACUGCACCAUCCACUACACAGGAACCUAUUACCAGCAUAGCUCCAGUUGUCCAUCAUGGUUCAUCUGAGCCAAUGCCCAUUGUAAUCGGAGAGGAAGAGUUGGCAACAUUGUUACUUGCCAGCGAGGGAUGGGAUGAAGCACAAAUAGAAUAUUUGGACUUGUUGCUAGACUCGCUAUGAGCCAUCUGAGACUGACUGCCAGUACCGCUGCCUCCUUGUGGUUUGGGCCUUGCCAUCUGCCUAUAACUUACAUCAGAAGCUACCACUAGACUGGGAUGGGGGGUGUUCUUUAUGCCACAUAUCCAGGAAAUACACUUUUCCAUGAAAUCCCAAGAAUCUAUAAAAUUGGUAUUGCAGGAAAAUGAAACAGCUACAUCAACAAGAAAAUUGCAGUAAAAUAAAAGGAUGACUGUAAACUUGCAUGAUGAAAACUAUCAGAUCAUAAACAUUUACAAAGUAUAAUAUUCCUGUAAUUAAAUUCAUAAAAUUGAAGAUAUGUUGUAGAGAUAAAAAAUGUAUGAAGCUGAAGACCUGUAACGUAAGAUUCGAGAAUGCAUCUGGUGUUCCGGUAUCCAUUCCAAGGAGAUAAAAUGCAGAAAUUUGGCAUUGACAUCUACUGAAUAUGGCACAAAUUAUUAGAAUGUUCACCAAUGGUGUACAUUACAUUUCUGUUCCUGGGUAAGCAUUCACUCCCUGUUUACAGUCUAAACUUAACGUGGAGCUUCUGUAGAAUGAAAAUUUUCCCAGCGCAGUUGGGGAGAACCAAAGCGCAAGUACUGGGUUAUGUACCGUUUGUUGACUUCCAUGCUGACACAUCAGCAGAUGCGUGGGGCUGUGGCGAUAUGAUGUAUAUUAAUAGGUAUAAUGCAAUGACAAGGCAUAUGUCCAUUUUUGUCUGAAUUGCAUAAGGCUUUAUUUUUUUUAAAUAAGAAAAUUAGAAGUUUUGCACUUUGAUAUUUGGAGCACAAUGAAUGUUAAAAUAUAUCUAACAGAUGCUUGUAAUGAACUGUAAAUUCAUUUCUGUCAACUCUUAAAACUUACAUUUCUUCUACGUAAUUUUUCAACCAUAAAAUUUAUCAAUCAGAAAACUGCUUACACAUACCUAAACACACUUAAUCCUUUGGUCUCCCUAGCAGUCAAAUCAAAUGACUAUAACAUGUUUUACAAGGGAGUCAUUUUAUUGUACUACUGACAACAGCGAUAUGCAGAUUACUAACGUCAGUACACAGCAACAAAAUAUUCCGAAAUAACUGUCCCAUGUUAGAAUUUUCAAUGAGUACAGUCACAACAAGUGGAAGACCAAGAGAUGUAUAAAAAAGAGUGGGCACUGAGAUCAGAAGAAGUCGAUGAUAUUAAUGAACCAAAACGUACGUGCAUUCAUACAUAUGCAGUCUCGAUAGCCGAUUCGUGAAAUUAUAAACCUGUAUAACCUGAACAGGUGAAGUAAAUAUAAGCUGCAAAGAUAAUUAUCAACUGUACACUGGAAAAAAUGAGAAAAAAUGUUCAUAACAUGCUUCAAGGCUAUAUGACAACAUUCAUUUGCAAAAUCUGUUACUGCCAAUUUAAUCUGUCGGUUACAAGCUCGUAACAGAAAUGGACAGAAGAAAGAAAAACAGUGCAGUUACAUUUUGUAAAGUGCUUCAAGUUCCAGUCACUCGAGUGUCGACUGAAAAGAAAGCAGUCCCCUGACUGAUUCUGAACAAAUAAACAAAAUUCCCAGUGCCCUGGAAUCAAACCAUGGCACAGACGUGAACUCACACACCACACAGGAUGGUAAUUAUGACAGCAAAAAUUGUAAUUAUGCCAAACAUUUCAUAUAUGUUCAUGUAUGUUAAAAUAAGAUUUUAAUUCCUGCAAAAACCGAAACCUGAGACAUCAACCGUAAAUUUAUGAGUGGUUGUGCUAGGUAUGUGUCAUCCACGGUGGUCUUCUGGGUUGCGAUGCUGUGUGCCUGUACAUUGCCACGACUUCAUUUCUGUGAGAAUUUAAAAUAUAAUAUAGGUAUGUGUCAUUUAAAUGUAAUUUUUACCUGAUGCAAAAGAAUUUAUGUUGUGUUCAUUACAAGCAGCUGAUAUUUCUGAAUUUCUGCAAGGGUUUUGUGUUUGUUAAGAUGUCUCACAUUUUUGCUGUGGUGUGGUGCACCAAUAUAAAUUCCUUGAGAAUCCAAUGACAUUGUGCUGAUAUUACAUAUUUUGAAGUUAAACGGUUUUAUGAUUUUUAUAUAAAAUGGUAAGUCUGGAUGUAAUUCAAACUUACAAAUGUUUUUUUUCUAAAAGAAUUAAGAAAUUAUAUGGUUGUGAAUUUGCAUUUUUCUUUGCUCCACUGAUUAACUGGAAAUGGCAUGGAGGGUCUAAUACUUCUUACAGACACAAAUAAUCCUUUCACUGCUGGCGAUUUAAGUACAAAUGUUGUACCUAUGCAACGUCUGGUAACGACACAUAGUGAAUUUCAAGCUUCCUUUCUGUAAAACAUUCCUUCAAUAAUCUAUGGUGUUUAUUUCUAAACAGUGUAAAUUCUGUGUCCGCAACAGUGCAAGGGUUAAAACAACCACAAGGGAGAAUUUUUCCUGGGGUACAAUGAGCCGACUGCUAUAAUACAACAUUUUCAAAUAACUGAAACAACAGAUGAAAGAAUCUCAAAAUCACUUUUCUGGCCACAGUCCCUCACAGUUUUUCUAUGACAAUCAUCUGAAGUAUAAUGUCCUACCAAAAAGAUUGAUUAUAAAGUUCUCGAUACUUCUGAAUGCUUUAGCUCUCCUGCCAUUUUUAUGACUAUCAGUUCACUACGACAAAGAAGAAAGUAACAUACGUCAAAGAAAGCUGCGUUUGUUCUGGACAUUAGGCUAUAUGCCAGACACAAUGUCCUUGAAUAAAAAGCCCUCAUAUACAGUUGACUCCUGCUUAAGUGCAGUGAACAGGUACAAGUGGCAGAACAGUUAAUCAAAAUUCUCACCCUUUCUCCAAAGAAGGUGGACACAACAGACUGCCAGUUAAGGAAGAGUCAACUGUAUUGGAUUAUAUAAAAAUUAUACUCUGGGCCAAAUUUCAAUGUCUGGUACCUGGAAAAUUAAGAUUUCACUAAUGAAGUUCACUUUUUAGCUCAAUUAAAUGUGUAAAUUGCAUUGUAAUUAACAGUAUUAGAUAUAUAAAACACACAACAGAUUUCUACUGCAGUAUGGCCCACAAUUAAGUAAUACCAGAAUAUUUUAUAUAGUGUAUUUUAUAUUGGUACACACCUGUAAAAACAUGCAAUUACAUAGACACAUGCUCAAGAUUUCUGCUAUCAAGUUGAACAGAUACACUCCCAUACACUUGAACAUUCCGUUAUAUUUCGUUAUUGCACUCCGAACCUGACAGAAGUCUUUUCAAUUGAACAACAUGAAGGGGAUCAGAAUUCUAGUACAUUCCUUACUUGAGCGUUCCUCAUACACUGGGAGGUGUGAGGUUAGGUGAACCGGAAGGAAAAGAGGAAUCACUUCCUCUUGAAUUGAUGCCCUGCAGAAAAAUGUUAAAAUUUGGUGGACAGUACGCAGCGAUAUGUCAUCUUACUGAAACCAUUAUCCCCAAAUGGCAAAUUUCUAGUGGAAAGAAUCAUGUAAUUCAUAAAGAAAGGGUAUGAUAAUUGAUAUUAAUAUAAAUUCUGAUUAUGUAUCAUGUUCAUCCUCACUGAAGUAGGGAUUGGUGAUACCACAUAUGUACUCAACCCUCCUCCCUGCUCAAUUCUGUGUUAAUAAAAAUAAUGUUCAGUGAUAAAACAGCUUCCUGCAACAGCGUCUCAAUGAUUUUGAAUACACACUACAGCUAGCUAAAAGGUGAUGGCUCCAAUGGCACAUGUACGCAUCCAUCUUCCAACAAAAUCCACUCUCAAGUUUCAGUAUACUUUAUUCUGGGCCAUGCUGUAUUGUGUGUUAAAAUUGCUGGCCUAUAUUAGUCUCAAGGCAGAAAAGCAAUAUGAAAGAUUUUUAUUGUAAAUUAUACAAAGAAUUUUGUCCAACAAACAUAUGUGGAAGUUGAAAAGAAAGUAAUCUAACGGGACGACUGAACUUUUCAUGUGAAAGCUUAAAUCAACCAGCUAUGGGCUGGGCUACGAUGAUGAUCCAGAUAUAUCAAAGUUAAAAUGUAAUUUAUCCUGUCUUCUUCAGGAGUAAUUUUUAACGGAAGGCAAAAUGGAAAACAAUGCUAUCCAUUAGUUUUUAAAUGUUCUGAAUGUUCAACUGACUGAAAGACUUAGGUUAAACCAUUUCAGUAUGUCACCAGAGAUGCUACAUAAGGAAAAACAUUUUGUUAAAUAUUAAAUUUUAUCAUGUUUUGAAUGUACUUAAAUCAGAUGAUACUUGCAGAGUCUCAGAAUAGCAAUCCUAGCAAUAAAAGUAAAAUAACAUAACGGAGAGGUUUCUGUGAUAUCUUGUAUAUAAAUGUGUUACAUAAUAUGGAAAUUGAGGCACCCUUUAACUCUGAUAAGAGAUACCAGUAUAAACAUUACAUGGAUAUAUAAUGAAAACGUAAAUCUGAACCAAAGCCAAGAUUCCGUUUAUCCAGAUACUUUAAAUAUCAACACUAAUUAACUACAUUUUGUAUUUAAUGGAUCAGGUAAAUCUCUACCCUCACAAUUACGCAGUUCUGAGACCUGCAUAAAGAAUCACCCCACCACAAGAAUCUUGAUACUAACCAUCGCAAAUCACUAAAGAGUUGAAGAUGGCUGUCUUCUGAGUUUUGCGCCAUAUAGUCUGGUUGAUGUUUACCAAUGUUCCAGGGGUCCUUGCUGCCUCCAUUAUCAGGGUGGGACAGCAAGGACCUCUGAAAUGUCAGUAAACUUCUAAGAGGCUACACAGUGCAACAACCCAGAAGACAGCCAUCUUUAGACUCACUGCCGUGAAAACCCCGAAUUCUACUCGCUAAAGAGUUCAUUAAUAUAAUUUUUAUUUUCUCUUUAAAAGUUAAAUUAAAUUAAGUGGAAAACAAUUUAUUUUCAAACAGCAAUUCCAGACAUUCUAAGGAUACAGGGACCAAUGGUGUUAGACAAUUCAGAACUUAACACUCCCACACCCUGGCGUAAACAAAGUUUGGAAUAGCUCUGGCUUUUGACAAGCUACAGCAGUACAUUUAGCAUUCAGAAUAUUUUGAACAUUUUGCUUCAGUGUAAGUUUAAAUUUUGAAAAAAGUUCUAUUUCUCUUUGGAAUACACAAAUAAUUCCCCCGAGUGAAGUUGCAAGAAUGUGGCAAAUUUUUUCUACCGCUGAUUUUGACCCAAAUACCAGCUCUUUACUAAAUUUCAAACUUUACAAACAUAUAAUGGAUCACAAAUAAUAAGAAAUAUUGAAAACAAUACUUUCAAGGGCUCAAAAUGUUAUAUUUUAUGUAUUUAACAUUUGUGAUUGGUGUUUUCAUUAUUAUUAUUAUUAUUAUUAUUAUUAAUAUUAAUAUUGUUAUGAAACAGGGAUUUAUCUGUGAUUUGUAAUAUAAGUAAGAGAACAUAUUAAGUUCUAAACUGAGCUCAGAAAUUACAAUUUCAGUUAACUUCAAAUGUGUGUAUCCUUAUAAUGUAUGACAAAACAACUGUUAGCUCUCCAACAAAGCAAAUCUGGACAAUCUUACUAUUACAUAUUUUAAGCUGAGUUUUAAAGAUUUUAGAAUUAAGACAGCUGUCUUGUGGAUUGUAGCGCCAUGUAACCUGGUAUAACCCAGAAGACAGUCAUCUUCUUACUUGCAGCUGUAAGAAUCUCAAAUCCUACUAAUAUGUUAGAAUGUUUAGAAGUCAAAACAACAACAAUAACAAAGUUCCUCCAAACUCUAAAGGAUCAUGUAUCUCUUUCACUCAUAUUACUGCUGGAAAUUACGCAGUAACUACGGAAAAAUUAUACAGUACUCCACUGACUGGUAACAGAAUUUAAUUUUCUAUAAUAAUUAUUGUCAUCACAAAACUGUCAAAUAAAGCAGCAAUAAUUGUGGGAAGAACAAACAAUUUGAAGAUUUCCGUCUUCUGGGUUGUUGCGCUUUGUGGAACAACCCAGAAGACGGAAAUCUUCAUACUCACCGCUGUGAGAACCUCAAGUCUUACAACAAACAAUUUAUAAGAAUAGUAUGAUUAAUAAAAUGAAAAAAUGGUUCCAAAUAUUUUACUAAAAGUCAGUUGGGAAGGAAAUUGUCAGUCAUGACCAUUUUACGGCCUUAUACCAGCAUCUGCCUUUGAGAACAUUGGUAGAUGACGGAAACUGUAGUUAGGAUUAGUCAGUCAGUAUUAAAACAAAAACAUCAUUUAUGAAUAUGAAGCAUGUGAAGUAGGAAUGCUACCAGACAAGAAGGUGACGUUAUCCUGAGCAGUAUCACGAUUCCAUGAAAUGAGUACUUUGGGUGUCGAGAAAAAUUUCACACUUUCACAAGAACAGUAGGGAAGGCAAAUGAUCAGUUUCAUACUCUUAAUUCCCAGGAAUCAAAACUCUCCACUACAUCCGAGGUUCCCCAACUCUUUUCAAGUUAUGACAUGUGUAUCUGGAAUACCGCGUUUUUUUCUACACGCAAAUGAAAAUCAUACAAUAAGAACAAAUACGAAUGACGGAAAUUGUUGUGAUAUGCAUCACAUAAACGUGUCAUAACAUACAUGAAAAUGACUGUAACGUACCUCUUCUCUCUCUCCAAUAAGAUAAGCAGGCCAACAAAAUUCCAGCUCAAGAAUAAAUAUGGUAACAAAGAGUUCCAAAUGUUUGCACAGUACGGAGAGUUUAAGGGUUGUUUAUGAAUGACAUACAGGGAUACACUGAAGUGUAAUGUACAAUGUUAAAUCGUAGUUUCAUUUGCAGGCAAUGUUUAAGUUUAUUUUCCACAGAACAAAGGAAAAUGAAAACAAAGUGUGUUAAUAAUAUAAUCAUUGUAUUUUCACAUUAGCAAUACUGAACAUACAGCAUGCACCAAUAUUUUCUAACAGUUUUUUAUUAGUAUUUGUAGCAGCUCAAAUUGUUUAGCAUCAGGGAUGGGCAAUUUCACUCAAAACAUUGCUUCAUUAUGUCAGGGAGUUGCAGCCUGUAUAUUUACCCUGUGUAACAGCAGAAGCUAAGAGUCUGAACCUGUAACGUAACCAAUAGGGCUACGUCUCCCUACACAGAAACACGUUGAAGGAAUCCGUCCACAUUGUGUCUUUCAGAAGAAUUGUAUUACAGAAAAUAAACUUUUAGUAUAAGAUGCAAGAAAAGGAAAUCUAUUGAAAUUCUUGUAACAUAUAUUUUCUCACUUAAACAGAAAAGUUGCAGUAUUUUCUGUAACGAAUAAAAUUUGGUUUCUGGCAAUGAUAUUGAAAAUUUGAACUUGAUUUAUGCCACAUAUUAAAGUAACAUCCUAGAAAAACAUGUGAACUAUUACAAGAAUACAAUUUUAAUUAUAAUAUUUUCCCUUUGACUUGUAGCCCAUCCCUUUUUCAGAGGAUGUAAAAUAAAUCCUUUGUCUUCUAGAGUGUGUGUGAUAUCACUUUGCACUGAAGGAAGUGAGAGACUGAUGCAAAGUUAACAGGGAACUUGAAAUUAUGACACGUCAGUGAAACCUACAAUUGUUUUACCCCAUAAGCUUGUAUGCUUUAAUUCAGUAGAUCAAGUUAAUUUAAAAUUCUAUCCAUGAAGAAGUACCUUUUAUGGAUCAAAUAAAUCAUGAGUUAAUUAGGUGAAUGUCAUUACACUGAAAGUGUUUUACUUUCAAACAAUGGCAGAAGUGAGGAUUAAGCUUAAUUAAUAGCCCAGUAAUGUGAUCACUUUAGUAUCCUCGAUGAAGUGGUCAGAAAGCUUUAAAAUCUUUAAAGCUUUCGCGGCCAGAUUCUCACAAAACUUUUCCAUUAAACUUUUAUAAUUAUCCUUUUGGUUUGUUCCGAAUUAAGUAACACAAGCAAAUCUAAGGUUCAUUGCUGUGAAAACCUCAAAUCCAACAAAUCUGAGGUCAUACAUAAUCCCCUUCAGCCAAGAGAAAGAGUUCUGCUACAAAGAUUCAAACUCAAUACUUCCUGAACACAGGUCACAUAACGUGGUACCUACUGAUAAGUGACGCUAAUCAUGACUGAAAGGUAUCUGUGAAGAAGUAACCAUGAUUUAUUUGAAGGGAAAAAUUCAGCGACACCACAUGGUAUUCAGAACAUAUUUUGCAUGUUUGUUUUUUUUAAUAAUAUGUCUGUCUGGCUAGAUCAUUCAUUCUUAGAAGAGUUUCUUGCUAACUUUCAUUCUCUGUUACUUCUGAACACACUGAGAGUGUUUGACGUGUGGGCGUGCUGGCACAAGCUCACUCAAAUUUCUUCCGUCCAUUUUAGAAACAAAUGUAUAUUAGAUAUUAACUUUAAUGUUAGCAUAAAACUGAAAGUCUGUUCCAAGAAGCAGAUAAUCAGGUUUAAUUAUCCUUAUAUAAUAAUUACAGGAUAUCCUGUCAGACCAAUGGAAUACAUAGCUUCAGGUGGAUUUAGAAAUAUGGUACUUUGUUUUUUUUAAAUAACUCAGAAUUAAAACUUAUGUUACUCAACAGCUAUUACAUGAAACACAGUAGCACUAUAUUAUAUUAAAAUGUGAAAGAUGGGAGACUGUUAUUACUAAGAAUGUACUGGAAAAAUCCAUUCAGGGACACAAAGUGAACACUUACAAUGGAGAACAAAAUAAAUUAUGAGAGAGGAGACAGUUGGAUAAACUGUUAAAAAAGUUAUUACUAGACUGCAAUAUCAAUAGUUGGGAAAAGUGUCGCGUAACUGGAAUGCCACGGAACCAAUCACUCAGAGUACAGGAUAGAAUCCUGAAGACUCUCUAUCAUGGAUUUUACAUAAACAUUCUGGAAUUAUUUCUCUCUGCUAAUGAAAUACGAAGACUCAACGAUAAACCCCGAAGCUGAACAUAAACAUUAGCUCAAUAUAUUCCAGCAGAUAUGGAAUAUUAAAUGAUGAAAUAUAACAUUUUAGCUAACUUAUAAACAAAAUAUGUAAACAUAAGUGUGACUGAAGGUACAUAAAACAAAUCUCAAAUGAAAUUGCUAGUCACCCUUGACAAAAUGAUCAGAGGCUACUGGUUUACAGUCCUCGUCAAUCAACGUGACAUCACACAGGAAUGUAUAACGAGGUUUAAAAGCUCGGCAAACAAAAUCUAAGUUUUAUCAUCAAGACUGAAAUAAAGUUUGCUAGUCUUUAAACUGAAUUUAAAAGAAGAAAUACCUAAAAAAAAAAUUUUGAAUUAUGAGAUUCCAGUGACCAAUGAAAUAAGUUAACAGAACAUUUUUCAUGUUACAAAACUAUUAAACGCGUGUGGCAUUCCAGAUUUUACGCAGAAUAAUGUGAUUAGAAUUCUGUCCCCUUUCAGUCUCCGGUCCCAAAAUGCAAUUACUGCGUAGUGGUCACUUUCUAGAAUUUUCUAGCAAACCCUGAAGCUAUGUUAUCAUGUUUUAAAAUAACUUUAGUUAAUCAAUAUAGGAACAAGAAAUAACAAAUAAUUUUGUAAAAAAGGACAAAGUUACCGGACCACCACAUGGUAACCCCCCUUUUUUAUAACUGUAGUACAUUUGUACAAAGGGAAAAUACCCUGCAGAUUCACACUUCAAAUUAGUUCUGUAUAAAAAUAAAAAUCUGCACAGAUUUAAAAAGUUGCAAUGAUGUUUAAUGUUUUGUAUUUUUCGUGUAAUCACCGAUAAGAAAGGAGAAACCAUCACAGAUUUUUUGUUUGGUGUGACUUCAAAGUUUGCACUGUCUUUUGGGGAACCAUGAAUCAUUCAUGAGACAAGUUAACCAAUUCUUAGCAUUGUGAUGUGCUCAGUUGUGAAACACAGAGAAUUUAUGCUCGCCAUGGAAAUUCAGUCUGUAUUUUCUCAUUAGUUCUGUGUUAAGAAGAGAGUUCCUGAGUGUGGAUAAACUUGACUCGAACCCUGGCACUUGCUGACUUUUUAGGGAGACACC
Zootermopsis nevadensis is the source of this 12251-nucleotide messenger RNA. RefSeq names its product forkhead box protein J1-B. The record is from RefSeq and is a predicted model, not a curated record. Lineage: Eukaryota; Metazoa; Arthropoda; Insecta; Blattodea; Termopsidae. Gene Ontology annotation, biological process: regulation of transcription by RNA polymerase II. Gene Ontology annotation, cellular component: nucleus. Gene Ontology annotation, molecular function: DNA-binding transcription factor activity, RNA polymerase II-specific; RNA polymerase II cis-regulatory region sequence-specific DNA binding.